AUGACCCCGACUGUCGAAAAAGAAGAGCAUGAAGCAUCCGAACCUGUUGAAAAUACUGCGAACGGCCACAAUCAUCACCACGAAGCCGAGAAUUCUCAUUCGCAUUCUCAUAGUCAAAGUCAUAGCCCAAGUCUAAUCUCGAAUCACAAUCAUUCUCAUUCCCACGGCCACAACCACAGCCAUGGUCAUGUACAUUCACAUUCUGUGGUCGGUGCCAAGGUAGAAAGCUCAGGCGACUCUCCAAUACUGGGAACCAAAACUUCGGAUGCUUACACAACGCCCUUCCAGGGCUCCGAGAAUAUACCCCUAAGCUAUGAAAUUACCACAGGUGUUUUGACGGCUAUCCCGUGGUCGUUGCUAUCAUGGUACAUGAGGCAAUACACAGCCCCCACCUCCCACAAAGUAUGGCGAAUGCUGAAGUCCGCAGCCGCGAAGCAAAGAUUCUUGAAAACGUACUCUCCAGAAACCGCAGUCGAUACAGUAUGGUGGAGGACUUUGGUGUUGGUAUCCGUCACAAUGCUCUCAAUGGGCGGAAUCGCAUUACUUCGUCGACAACGCGCCGGUCAAAGCCUUCAAAACGGGUACGGCUUCCAGCUUAGCAUCGGUUCCGCACAAAAGGCCCUUCUACGCGUUCUAUCUCUAAUACUACCUAUAUACGCCGGCAUGGUCAUUGGUGGUACAAUGGUGGCUCUAGCAUUGAGUCUAGCCUACGCGGCAGGCAUUCCCACUAUAUUCCAGGUCGAAUGGAAUGGUGGCAAACUGCGAGAAAAGCUUGGGAACAAGAAAGCGUCCUUAUUUGUGCUUUCUUUAUUUAUUGUAUUGAAUGUUCUUGGUUAUGAUUUUCCUGUUGAUACCCAACCGUUCCGCGGAUACAUUGCAUUAAUUGUUUCGAUCUUCGUUCUUCGUCCACCUUUUGCGACACCAAGAGAUUCCAUUCCAACAUUACAGAAGUCUGAUAUUACCUCAGCAUCACAGCUUUUUGAUGGCUUCAUGGCCCUCUUCGGUCAACAAGCGUCAGCUCUAUCAMCCAUCCCGCCGAUAGCAUCUCCUGAAGACAUUCAACUCACCCUAGCCUCCGGCGGAGUUGUCGGCUUGUUUUGUGUGCUGGUAGCGCCUUUCCGUGCAGGCAACAUACCCUUUGGUACAUAUGAUUUGAUCAAGACGAUAUUCAUUGCGCUCGCCUUUGCAUUCUCGAUGACAUUUUCAUCCCCGGCAGGAUUACGAUCACGCCAGAAGAUUGGUUUUAUUGCUACGGCUUUGGUGCUUGUCUUAACAAGUGCAGUGCCUCAUGAAGAGAGCAGCCGUAUCGCACACAUUGCCUGGUCAAUUUUAGCUGCCUUGUGUUAUUUGGCUGCCGCUUUUGAUGACCCCAAACCGGGUGAGGUCACACCUGCAAAAAUCGAGCUAUCGUCCAUGACGAAAUUUCUUUUGAAACACGGCGAGUCGUGGCCGAUUCUACACAGCAUUCUAUCGAAGGAAGACUCGCGCAAGAUCUUCUACUUCAUGUGUCUAAACUUUGGUUUUAUGCUUGUCCAAUUGACCUACGGGUUUGUCACCGGGUCGCUCGGUCUUCUCAGUGACAGCAUUCACAUGUUCUUUGACUGUCUUGCUCUUGUAGUUGGUUUAUCAGCUGCAGUUAUGAGUCGGUGGCCUCCCAGCGUACGCUUUCCAUAUGGCUAUGGCAAAGUUGACACCCUAUCCGGGUUCGCCAACGGAGUGUUCCUAAUGAUCAUCAGUUUAGAGAUCAUAUACGAGGCAGUGGAGCGACUGAUCUCUGGCAGUGAGAUGCGCCGUAUUGAGGAACUUCUUGUCGUCAGUAUUGCCGGUCUUGCUGUCAAUCUCGUUGGUAUCAUGGCUUUUGACCAUGGACACGCACACGGUCACGAUCAUGGCCAUGGUCAUGACCACUCUCAUGGCAACGAAAACAUGCACGGAAUCUUCUUGCACAUUUUGGCCGAUACACUCGGUUCGGUGGCAGUGGUCAUUUCGACUAUUCUAGUACACUUUUACGGCUGGUCGGGCUUUGAUCCUCUCGCAUCUUGCUUCAUUGCGAUACUCAUCUUUGCAUCUGCCGUUCCACUUGUGUCAAGCACGGCGUCCUCGUUAUUGCUUGCCAUGCCGGCUGAUGUAGAGUAUAAUCUGAGAGAUACUUUGGCUGGACUGGACACGGCCAUGGACACGGGCACGAUCAUGGACAUGGACAUAGUCACGAUCACAACCACAGCCAUGGCCACUCUCACAAUCACCAUGAUCACGACCAUAAUCACGAUCAUGACGAUCAUGACCACAGUCAUGAUCAUAGUCACGAAAAGCAUACCUCCGAACCCAAAAUCCUUGGCAUGA
This is a messenger RNA of Talaromyces amestolkiae, 2343 nucleotides long. RefSeq lists its product as uncharacterized. Gene Ontology annotation, biological process: intracellular zinc ion homeostasis; transmembrane transport; zinc ion transport. Lineage: Eukaryota; Fungi; Ascomycota; Eurotiomycetes; Eurotiales; Trichocomaceae. Gene Ontology annotation, molecular function: zinc ion transmembrane transporter activity. The record is from RefSeq and is a predicted model, not a curated record. Gene Ontology annotation, cellular component: membrane; Golgi apparatus. Bases 1 to 2343 code for a protein of 780 amino acids. The transcript is spliced from 4 exons.